UAUUUCUCUUUGCACUUGUUUGUCUAUUAUUCGAUUAUUUUUCUACUUUUCCUUGUGUGCACAGCUCUUUUUUUCUACCCUUCACUCGCAUUCACCCUUCCCUUCCUUUCCUUAACACAAUUUCCCUUUUAUUGUUUAUCCCACCUUUUACACCGUUUAACGAAAUAGUUUUUCUUUUGUACAGAAUAAAAAUGGGGUUUUUCCGGAGAACUACAUCAAAGUCGAAGGACGGCAGUCAGGGCGCACCGACAACGCAACGCUACCUUGAUGCUGGACUCCAACCACGGUUCGACAUGUACGAUCGGGAUGAUGCCAGAAGCUACGUUAAUGUCGAUGGCGAUGGUGCCACCUACGAGCAGGGCCGUCCAUACCAGAAGCAUGAGCACUAUUAUCAAGAGCCACACAGCGUUGGCAUAUCCGCAAUGCGUACAAAAGAUUCAUUCAAUCGCGACGAGGAGGGCGAUUUCGACGAUGCCGCUAGCUACCACUCUACGUCGUCCAAUCCCGGAAUGGCGCGGCCGACGACAGCCGGGGCAUCGGCAUCAGCGCCCACAACCGCGUAUUCAGGGGACACGGGCUAUACUCAGACAUUACCCUCGCGGUAUCUACAGAUGGCUACGCAGGGCCGCGGGGGCGCCAGGGGCAACAAUCCAAUUAUUGACAGUUACUACAGCACGUUUGGCGACGACGACAACGUGGCACGGACCAUGGGUCAAAUGUCACUUUCUGCGAAUGCCCGUCAGAUGCAGCAGCAACAACAGCAGCCACAGCAGCAGCAUCAACCUGCAUCCCACAUACAGCCUUCUCUUCCCAGCGGCGGCAUGGUAUCCUCGGCUACUGCCAAUGGAGGUGCCAUUCGCUUGCCAGUCAUGCAGACAGAGCCAAGACAAAAGUCAGAGCAGGAGCUGGGCGAAGAUUACUUUCAAAAGGCCGUCAACUUCCACGAGCUAGGUGAUCUAGUAAGUGCCACGGCAUACUUUAAGCGGGCAGCCGACAAACACAGUCCGCUGGGCAUGCUGUUCUACGGCCUGUCGCUCCGCCACGGCUGGGGCUGCCAGCCGAACGAAAACCUGGCAUUUGUGUUUUUGCAAAAGGCCGGCGAGCAGGUGGUACCGCACGUCAAGGACAUGGAUCCGGCAGUUGCGGGGAUGGCCAAAGAUGAGUUGGCUAUGGCUAUAUACGAGCUGGGUCAGAGCUAUCGCCAUGGAUGGGGUGUCUCGCAGAACAAAAAGACAGCCGCGUAUUACUUUGAAGUUGCUGCGGAGCUGGGCGAUGCAGACGCACAGGGCGACCUGGCUGCCUGCUAUGAGAAGGGCGAUGGCGUGAAACGGGAUAUGAAAAGAGCCGCUCAUUAUUACCGCUUGGCCAAUAAGCAGGGUAUGGAGUUGUUUGGCACGUCGUGGAUUUACAAGAAAAAAUACGAUUCGGACUAGUUAUUUCUAUGUAUAGUUGUAGAAUAAAUGCUGUGAAUAUUUUUAAUGUUCAAUUUCAACCCGUUUUCCAGCAAAAUGGUUUAGUAUCUUGUUGGCACUCAAUGGUCAAAUCAAAGGUUGUCGGGUGAAUAUUUUAAAUUGAUUGUCAUUUUUUACACGUCAAAGUCUGGCCAAAACAACACAAAGUGAAAAUUGCAAGCAAGUUUAGUUGAUACUUUAUCUAAGAAUAUUUACGUGGG
Messenger RNA from Kickxella alabastrina, 1672 nucleotides. RefSeq lists its product as uncharacterized. The transcript is spliced from 2 exons. NCBI's taxonomy places the organism in Eukaryota, Fungi, Kickxellomycota, Kickxellomycetes, Kickxellales, Kickxellaceae. Gene Ontology annotation, molecular function: protein binding. The coding region runs from base 192 to 1433 and encodes 413 amino acids. The record is from RefSeq and is a predicted model, not a curated record.